Molecule: messenger RNA, 4190 nt
Organism: Daucus carota subsp. sativus
Lineage: Eukaryota; Viridiplantae; Streptophyta; Magnoliopsida; Apiales; Apiaceae
Product: protein STICHEL-like 3
Exons: 7
Coding region: 537-4010 (1157 amino acids)
Biological process (GO): DNA repair; DNA-templated DNA replication
Cellular component (GO): nucleus; DNA polymerase III complex; DNA replication factor C complex
Molecular function (GO): ATP binding; ATP hydrolysis activity; DNA-directed DNA polymerase activity
Source: RefSeq, a predicted model, not a curated record
CACCACUGCCUGCUUUCGUCCCAUACUCCCCAACAUCUCUCUCACACACGCACACAAAAUAAUGAAUCUGGAAGUCUUGAUUAUUAAAUUUUGAAUCCACUAAACAAAUAAAAAUCACAUCUUUCCAUCAUUUUCAACCAAGAAAGCCUCGUGAACUUGAUGUUAAAGUGUUUCUGUGACUAUAUAUUGGAAGAUUCCUACAACUGGUAAGAGGGGCAAGCUUAAUUAUGGCAACGGGUCACUUGCCUUUGCUCUUUUUGCUUCUGAUUCAGGUGGUUUGUGAAUUUGAUGAGAUUUUUUGGUGAUUUGAGGAAUAUGUGAAUCUUUGAUUAAACAGGCUAGAUUGUAGUGGUGAUUCUUGGCUUGAUGUUUGUUUAGGGACUAAUUUGGUGGGAUUUCUUUUUGGGUGGUUUUCCUGCAUUGUGAUUUGGUUGUGAGAAUUUGGGAGGGCAGUAAAUCAGGAAAAUGCGAGAUUUUCUUAUAUUCUGCAUUAAGGAGAAAAGAUAUAUGCUGUUGGAUCGAUUCAGGUUCUGAUCAUGACCAGGGCUGUCCGUGACCGGAUACUUAAGGAUGCGAAUGGUGAUAUUAGUGAUCAUCUUCGCAACCAUAUUCACUUAACAAACUGUAUUCAUUUGAAGAAUCAUAUGCAUAAGCAGAGUCCCAUACUGUCGGACAGGUCUAUUGUAAGGGAUCUUGUUGUUCUUCAGAGGUCACGAUCUCUUAGGGAUCCAUCCAUGAGUCCACCUUCAUGGAAUUCUCCAUCUGCGAGUGGUUUGGUGUCUAAAAGAGGUGAUAACAAUGUGUUAGUGGGAAAUGGAAGAUGGUCUGUAGGUAUUGACCGUCACAUGGAUGGGAGGGGAUCUUUCGAGAGUUCGCCACCGCUACCUAACAUACCGAUGUCUGACGCGGUUCAUAGAGAGUUGGAAAUGCAUAUGGAUGAGGUACCAAAUGUAAGUGGCCGUAGUAGGAAGGGUGGAGUCCGAGAACGCAGAAGAAGUAAAAGGGAAGAAUCAGUGGGGAGAUAUUUGUCAAAUGACCUACUACAUGGCAAAGAUGACACUCCAGUAGAUCAAAAUGUUUUGGAUCAUGACACUUUUUUAGGAAACGCUGGAUUACAGAGCCAAAAACAUAAUCAGAAGGGGAGGCGUAAACAAGUUGAUCACCCUGAAAAUGUACACAAGGUUCAAGAUGACAGUGAUGAUGUAGCAUCAUCACACAAUCAUCAUUAUGGAAGACAUGCACACUAUGGGGGCCCAUUUGAAGAAGCACAAAUAAGCACCCAUGACCACUUUAAUGGUCGAAACAGGGGAAAGAGGCGCAAGUUUCGAGGUGCAAGGAAGACUCGAAAUGCUGUAGCUGCAAGAGAGGCUAUUGCCCAAUAUGAAAUGUCUGUAGCCUCUAAUUCAUUGGCUCAUUGUGCUGAACGGGCAAAAUAUCAAAUGGAGGAGAGUGGAGAAGAGUAUGGUGAUCCAAAUGUUACAAAAGCACCUGGAAAUGGGUGUGGUCCUCCUUGGAAUUGGUCACGCAUUCAUCAUAGGGGCAAAUCGUUUCUGGACAUUGCAGGGAAGAGCCUUUCUUGUGGUUUAUCCGACUCAAAGUCAAGAAAAGGUGGUUCAUUUACACAAGGCGCAUUUCCUAAUAUGCCUGUGGGAUCUGAUCCUUCAAGCUCAUCUGGUAAAUUCGAUGGAGAGGCACUUCCUUUGCUCAUUGAUGAUCAGGACAGUGCAGAUAAUGCUGCUUGGGUGCAUGAUUACUCUGGUGAGUUGGGCAUUUAUGCUGAUAAUCUGUUAAAGCAAGAUAUUGACUCUGACCUUGCCUCGGAAGCUAGGUCCGGUAAUCGGCAGAAGUUUCAACUGAACCAAGUUAGGCAUCAAAAUCUAACCCAGAAGUACAUGCCGAGAACCUUCAAAGAUCUAGUGGGGCAGAAUUUGAUUUCACAAGCUCUCUCUAAUGCUGUUGUGAAAAAAAAGGUUGGGUCGCUAUAUGUGUUUUAUGGUCCUCAUGGAACAGGUAAAACAUCGUGUGCUCGCAUAUUUGCUAGGGCUUUAAACUGCCAGUCAUUGGAGCAUCCUAAACCUUGUGGGGUUUGUGUGUCUUGCACUGCACAUGACAAGGGCAGAAAUCAAUUUAUACAGGAAGUAGGUGCAGUUAGUGCUUUUGACUACCAAAGUAUUGUGGAUAUCCUCAACAGCGUUCUAGCUCAUCGACACACAUUGCCGUAUAAGAUUCUUAUUUUCGAUGAUUGUGAUACUCUAUCUACUGAGUGCUGGAGUGCUAUAUCGAAGGUCAUGGAUCGAGGUCCUAGGCGAGUCGUUUUUGUCCUUGUCUGUUCAAGUCUUGAUGUUUUACCUCAUAUGAUCAUAUCCAGGUGCCAGAAAUUUUUCUUCCCAAAGUUAAAGGAUGCUGAUAUUAUCUAUACUCUGCAGUGGAUUGCCACUAAAGAAGAUCUAGAAAUUGACAAGGAUGCAGUAAAGCUUAUUGCUUCGAGAUCUGAUGGUUCAUUAAGGGAUGCUGAGAUGACCCUUGACCAGUUGAGUUUGCUGGGGCAGAAAAUUUCUAUUCUCCUGGUUCAGGAACUGGUUGGGCUUGUAUCUGAUGAGAAGUUGGUGGACCUACUUGAUUUAGCAUUUUCUGCAGAUACAGUUAAUAUCGUUAAAAACUUAAGAGAAAUCAUGGAAUCUGGGGUUGAGCCAUUGGCCUUGAUGUCACAACUUGCUACAGUAAUUACUGACAUUCUUGCUGGUAGCUAUGAUAUUAUGAAAGGAGGGUCUAGAAGAAAGUUCUUUCGACGACAACCAUUGUCAAAAGAAGAUAUGAAAAAACUACGUCAUGCUCUGAAAACAUUAUCUGAAGCUGAAAAGCAGCUGAGGAUGUCAAAUGACAGAUUGACCUGGCUAACAGCGGCUUUAUUACAACUAGCUCCCGAUCAACAAUAUAAUUUGCCUAGUUCUUCUGCAGAGACUAGUUUCAAUCAGAGUCCAUUGGCCCUAAAUACUGCUGAUGGAAGUCACAGGCUGCGAAGUAGUUAUGUUCAACAGACUGACAUACCUAAUAAUAGUCAAGAUAGAGAAGAAAAUGAUGGGGUGGGAAUGAUUCCUCAGCGGACAUUUAGUGUUGCUGGUCGUAACAAUAGUGUAAAAAACAGACAUCCGUCAGAGAAAUUUCACCGGGAAAUUGAAGAUAUUUGGUUAGAGGUUCUUGAGAAGAUCCAUAUAAAGAGCAUAAGGGAGUUUCUGUACCAAGAAGGCCAGCUAGUCGGAGUUAGUUUUGGCGCAGGUUCCACAGUUCAUUUGACGUUCAGCUCCCAUUUAAUGCAAUCAAAGGCAGAGAAAUAUAUGGCACACAUAUUACAAGCAUUCGAAUCUGUUCUUGGUUCCCCUGUAAAAAUAGAAAUCAAAUGUGAAUCAAGGAUAGUUACGCCAACAGGGAUUAGUGUGCCACUUGUUUUACCUGCUUCUCAGGAAACCUCACGUCAAGUGUACGCAAAUCAAGGAGGUCUUGGCAUCAACAGGAUGCCUAUGGAAAGAUUUGAUGAUACAACUGGCAGAAGUUUAAAAGAUAGAGAUAAUGUAACUCAUGCUAAACCAUUGCAUAUUGAUUCAACUGGAAUGGGAAAGAGUGAAAUAGUAGAAAUUGAAGCUUCACCAAGACAACGAAAAGAUAAUGGGCAUUUUGGCAAUAUGCAGUCUGCUAAAAAAAUUCAACUAAGUGAAUCCAAUCAGAAUAAGAGCAUAGUGAAGAGAAAGGUUUCCCUUGCACAUAUAAUUCAGCAGACACAAAGAGGUUCACAGCGAACUGGGUGGUCAAAACGCAAAGCUAUUUCAAUUGCUGAGAAACUGGAACAAGAAAAUCUGAGGCUAGAACCUAGAUCAAGGAGUUAUCUAUGUUGGAAGGCAUCCAGACUUCCCAGUAGAAGGCUAUUGCAUUUGAAAGUCAGACCAAGGAAGCCAAAGGCUUUGCUGAAAUUUGUGUCGUGUGGAAAAUGUAUGUCUGCUCGGUCGCCCAGGUAACAUAGAAUAAUACUAAAGAGAUCUGAAGGUUUUGUUGUAGCCAUAUUGUAUGAAUCUAGUAUCUUCAUUCAUGUUACUUCGAGAAUAGGUUCAAAUUGUCCCUUCGUUUUAGUUAAUUUUAUAUGUUUUUACAUUCUAGAGAAUAAAUUUCUAGAGUAGAUAUAUCAGUUUUAUUCUUCA